AUAAACAUUGAGAUAUUUUUGGAAUUGCCAAAAAUUAUCAGGUAUAAUUCCCUUACUGCUGUUCUAGUAGCAAAUAUCAACAUAUACAUUUUAGUAUCUCUGUUUAGCUAAGAAGAUAUUUUAAAAUUUAGCUUUUAAAUAUUGAGAUGCAUGUUGUCCAUUUGACUAAAAAUAUCUUCAUAUAUCAUGCAUGAUCGUCAGCUAGAAUAUAUACUGAUUUGAUGUUUCGUCCAUACUGCCCAGCCCUAAGUGGUCUGUAUAAUCAAGCAGUGCUGACAAUCAAACAGUCUUUUUUCCCCUUUGUGUGGCUUAUUUUACACACAGAACUGAUCUUCUGUUUUGGAGAACCGACUCUUUAUACUCUUGUGCAGACUGAAAAUCAGAACAGGAACCUGGAGAAGUUUUGUGACUUUUCUUUGACUAGUAUUUGUUUAGUUUGACUUUUUUCUGCUGCAGAUGCAGCAGCUGUGACUUCAGAUAGUUUGUGGCGUGUUGAGUCGAGUGUCUUGAGUUACACGGAGAAACUGAAGCUGCCCGUGGCCUGCUGGCUCUGGUUACCAAUCCGAUAAAUAAUAAGGCGACAACAACAGAAGAGGAGAGGACGGGGCAAGGUCCAGCAGCUUUUAUCGGUUCUCUGGAAAUGUUGUGUUGACUGUGAGGAGGGCGUGAUUCAGGACAGAGGUGAAAGAGGAUUCAACAAAGAGAACGGAGGAUUCAGACUCACCUGACGAGCUCCUGGAGGAGAGAUUCACCAAGUCCUUUUUCACAGACUUAAGGAUGUAAUUGAGGGUGCUCACUUGAACAAGACCAGACUUGUUCUCAAACUGUUUUUGGAUCAGAUACGAUGAAGCAAAACAUCCACCAAGAGCCGCCCUCCAUCUGAGCUGAGCUGGAUCCGUGUGGUGGGGUCAUGUACGUCCUGUGCACCCUGGCGGUCUUGACCCUCCACAGCCUCAUCAAGAGCUGGACCAAUAAGGCAGUAGAGUCUGGACGGAGCUCGGAGGCUGGGGGGAAAGAAGGUCGCCCAGAGGGUGGAGGAUGGGGAGCGCACAGGUCUCCGAGAGGUGGAGGGGGUCUAAAGAAGAGCAGGAAUGCUGGAGGACUGAGCAGCUUCAGGGUCGAAGAGAAGCGGAGGCGAGAAGGCGGCAUCCGAAACAUCCCAGACAGCAGGAAACGAGUUCAGCCGGUCCAGCGGUCCAGCGCUCUGCUCAGCCCGGCGGUCAUGUUCAGCACAAGAAAGACCUGGGACCUCGGCCACGCCCCCUGCCUACAGGAGCUCUGGAAGAAAGACAUCUCAUUGGAUGCGAGCUCAGUGGACUUCCUGAUGAGUGAUGGUGAAGACGACAGCUCCUUCCUGUCUUUGCCCGCCACUGCCUUCUCACAGCGCCCUUCUCUGACCACAGAGCUGAACGAAACAAACGCACCCAGCCAGCAGCUGCUCAUCCAGACCCUACAGGACAAAGUGAGCGAGUUUCAGGCUCGUCUUCGCUCUGAAGAAGUCACUCGUCACCUGCUGCUCCAGCAGCUGCAGCAGCAGAGCGCCCAGGAGAAGACGGGCGGUGGUGUCGGAGGAGUUCAGACGUCUGCCAUACCUAACGGAGUGAGGCUACUGCAGCAAGGUGAGCAGCCUUCAGAUCAUUUCAGCUGUGCAGAAGAAGAGCAGCUCGUUACUCGGCUGCGCACACAGGUGGAGGAGCUGGAGGAGAAGCUGUUGGAUCAGACUCAGGAGGUGGAGAGACUUCGCUCUGAACUGGGGGCGACAGACCUGGAGAAGCAGCUGGAGCUGCUGGUGGUGGAGAACCAGCGUCUGAAGCAGGAGCUGAAGUCAUGCAAGAGCUCAGAGCUUCUGAACCUCGACGCUGCUGCAGAGACGUGCAGCUGCAGCCACAGCCAGGAUGCGGAGUCUCUGCGGAGGGAGGUGUCUCGCUGGGAGGGCCAGGCCCGGCACAGGGAGCGGCGGCUGGCUGAGUUGGAGCGGGAGCUGCUGGAGAAAACCUCCAAAGUGGAGAGUCUUCGCCAACAGCUGGACGAGUCGACCCGGCAGCUGGAGGAGUCUAGGAGGAGGCAGGCAGAGGCUGAGCAGAAACUCUCCCUCAGACUUCAGGAGUGUGAGGAUGAGCUCGCCAGGCAGGCAGUGACACCCCCAAGAGUCAAGUAUGUCACUCAGACGGUGGAGGUGGAGUCGGCCGACUCUCAGAAAGCUCUGGCCGAGCUGCAGGCGAAGAACGCUGGCCUGCAGGAGCAGCUGUCGGUGCAGAGACAGCUGCUGAGGGAGCUUGAGACACAGCUGCAUGAGUCCCAGAGGACCUGCGCCCAGCUAAGGACGCAGAUCCUGGUCUAUGAGGGAGAGAUGGAGCGGGCUCAGGGUCAGCUGGAGGCUGAGAUGCAGAACCUGGAGGAGGAGAAGAACCGUGUGAUCGAGGAGGCGUUCAUCAGAGCUGAGAGUGAGAUGAAAGCUGUCCACGAGAACCUGGCAGGAGUGCGUAUGAACCUGCUGAGCCUGCAGCCGGCCCUCAGGACGCUCACCUCUGACUACAACUGUCUGAAGAGGCAGGUGCAGGACUUCCCCUUCAUGCUGGACAAAGCUAUCACCGAGGCAAAGCGCGAGAUCUGUCAGGUGAUCAGUGAGGUGAGCAACACCAACCAGGAGCUUCUACGGAAAUACAAGCGAGAGAUGAACCUGAGGAAGAAAUGUCACAACGAGCUGGUCCGACUCAAAGGUAACAUCCGUGUUUUCUGCCGCGUCCGGCCUGUCAGUCAGGAGGAGCAGGACUUCACCGACUCCAAAACCAUGCUGAGCUUCGACUCUGAAGAUGACGGCAUCCUCUACCUCUCAAACAAGGGCAAAAUCAUGAGCUUUGAGCUAGACAAAGUCUUCCCUCCUCAGGCCACGCAGGAAGAGGUUUUUCAGGAGGUCCAGUCUCUGGUCACUUCCUGUAUCGACGGCUUUAAUGUCUGCAUCUUUGCCUACGGACAGACCGGCUCGGGGAAAACGUACACUAUGGAGGGCGUGUUGGAUGACCCCGGCAUCAACCAGCGAGCGCUCCGUCUGCUCUUCUCUGAGGUGACGGAGAAAGCUCCAGACUGGGACUACAAGAUCACUGUGAGCAUGGUGGAGAUCUAUAACGAGACGCUGCGGAACCUCCUAGGAGAAAAUCCUACAGACAAGCUGGACAUUAAGAUGAACCCUGAUGGCAGCGGGCAGCUCUACGUCCCCGGACUGACCGAGUUUAUUGUGGAGAGCCCGGAGGACAUCAACAAGGUGUUUGAGUUGGGUCACAUGAACAGAGCGACAGCCUGCACCAACCUAAACGAGCACAGCUCUCGUUCUCACGCUCUGCUCAUCAUCAAUGUGUCAGGCUACAACGCUGCUACUGGGAUCCGCACACAAGGAAAGUUGAACCUGGUUGAUCUGGCAGGCUCAGAGCGCAUCGCUAAGUCAGGGGCAGAGGGCAGCCGUCUCAGAGAAGCUCAGUGCAUCAAUAAAUCUCUGUCAGCGCUUGGUGAUGUCAUCAAUGCACUGAGGAGUAAACACUCCCACGUCCCAUUUAGAAACUCUCGCCUCACCUACCUGCUGCAGGACUCUCUGAGCGGAGACAGCAAGACCCUGAUGAUGGUGCAGGUGUCUCCACUUCCUAGCAACAUGAGCGAGUCAGUCUGCUCGCUGAAGUUUGCUCAGCGAGUUCGCAGCGUUGAGCUGAGCCUCUCAUCUUCAUCCUCCAGAAGACACGAGAACUCGUCCACCUCAUCCUCGCCAACCCACGACAGUGUCGAGUUGGACUCCCCUCCGGUGACACCGGUCCCCCUCCCAAUUUCUCGGGCCAGCAGUGCCGGUUCUACCCUCUCCUCAUCCUCCAGAACUCCCAGUAUAUCCAGGAGGAGGUCCCAGUCCCAGCUCUCUGCAGACAGGCAGGUAGACAGAGCCAGCCCAUUGGUUGGGGACGGUGGGCAGGACGACUGAAGCUGACAGCCUAAGGGAGCUGGAGAUAAUGCCCGUGGGGGUGCCAGCCAACACCCUGAGGCUUCUCCCUGCUGGGACAGUGACACUUUCCUGCCCUUGCUGGAUUUACUACCCUCCUUAACCUCUAACAGGAGCAAAGACUUAAGGGAACCUACUGGGCAUAUAACAGACUUGCAUCUCUGCGUGUACCAGCAGAGACUGAACUCAAAUGUGCUGAUUUUGUGGUGAUGAUGAACAUUUAAAGACUCAAAGAGAGACGCCACUGCAGCCCUAAACGUUGAAAAGCUCCUUCCAUCUGGACUGAAAUCCUCAAUAAUGAUUUCUCUCCCUCCUUACAGUAUAUGCUUUCCAAUCACAGUAUUUCUUUUUAUUGUUUCUUUGUAAAGGUGCACUUUAAACUUUUAGAUGAUUUUCUAACCCACAGCUCCAGAUGUGGUUGAUUCUAAUAUAUGCACAAAUAUUUAUGUUUGACAUGCUUUAAUCUCGUUGCUUGCUGCUUUGGAGGUUUUAUUUUCUUUUUUGGUUGAGGAUGAAGAACAUUUUUCUGAGGUUUAUCUUCAUGAUUUCUCCAGCUCAGUAUGUUUACAUGCAGUUAGACAUUUUUGAAUCACUGCAGCCGAAAUCGUACUGAAUAGAGUUUCUUAAAGUAGUACUCUGACGCCUCCAUGUGUGUGGAAAGCCCUGUAGCUGCUAGCUAACACAGGUCUACCAGUAUUAGGUCUGAAUAUGGCCUCCUAGUGUAGCAGACUCUGCCAUACUUACAUCUAUUAAUGGAUUCUCCAUCGGUGCUUGUAUCCUUGGACAAGAGCUGUUGUCCAGUUAAAUUUCCUUACCUGUAGCUUGACUAAACCAUGCAUGUAAACAUGCUGAGUUUCUUAUUCUGUCACUUUUCUUCAACCCUCUUGUGUAGUUUGCAAACCAAGGCCGUCUUUGUGUCCUUGCGGCCCUCCUUUAACCAGUCAGGGUACUCCACUGAUGCUGAGCUGUCCAAUAAGAGGUGAGCAAUACGAGGAAAUCUCCUGUGUACAUGAUUGUUGUUUUCUGCUCCUCUUCUGUUCCUGUGGAUGUUUGUUUUCUCUGAUGCUGAUGGGGCGAGUUCAACCACUCGUGUCUCCUCCUGCUGUCGUCCAGUCGCCUCCGUUAACAAUAAGAUGCUCGGGUGACCUCUGACAGAGCCUACCUGUAGCCGACGACCCGGUGCUGAGCGUGGCGUGAAGCAGGCAGAGCUGGUAGUUAGCUGUAGUCGUAGUAACAGGAAUGCUUAAAGGCGAUGAGCUGCUGUGUUGUUGACCUGAUGAUCAAACCGUCUGCUUGCUUUGUGUCACUGUAGAUUUCUACAGUUUGUUUUUUUUGUAUUCCCUUUUUAAUAAACACUCUG
Messenger RNA from Cheilinus undulatus (humphead wrasse), 5339 nucleotides. It is a transcript of the gene kifc3, whose product is annotated as kinesin family member C3. The record is from RefSeq and is a predicted model, not a curated record. Gene Ontology annotation, molecular function: microtubule motor activity; ATP binding; microtubule binding. Bases 911 to 3961 code for a protein of 1016 amino acids. NCBI's taxonomy places the organism in Eukaryota, Metazoa, Chordata, Actinopteri, Labriformes, Labridae. The transcript is spliced from 22 exons. Gene Ontology annotation, biological process: microtubule-based movement.